AUGGACGGCGGUCUUGAGGUCGAUGGACGCAACAACCUGCCCAUUCCAUGCCAGAAGCAUGGCGAGGAUUAUAAAUACUACAAUGGAGGAGAGCAGCAUGAUCAGCCAUCGUACGAACCAUACUCGACGGAACCACUCGCGAAGAGCAAACGCUUAUGCGGGCUACGGCCCCCGACAUUCUUCCUCAGCAUCGCAUUGGCCGUAUCCGUUGUGCUCGCAGUCGUUGCAGCCGGUGUAGCGGGUUCAUUGGCUGCAAAGAGAGGGGACACCAGGACUGUCGCCCAAUCCAAUUCAUCCUCCUCCAUACCAGCCUCCAAUGCCUCCUGCCCCUCUUUCAACGACACCUCUACCCUCCCCACCUACUCCUACCACAUCAAUGACUCCCCAUUCCAACCGACCUCCAAUUGCACUUCCCUUGGCUCCACCUACACCUCCCUCUUCACCAGCGCCAGCUUCAAGCUCCAAUGCGGCCUCGACCUACCUAGCAACGAUCUCUACAGUGUCUUCGUCUACUACUUCACCGACUGCUUGGAAGCAUGCGCAGCCGUCGCCAGGUAUCCUGGGCUGAAUCAGACUUGCUAUGGCGUUGCCUUCGAUACCAAUUAUGACGUGACACCGGAAGGCCAGUAUGGGAAUUGUUUUUUGAAGGAUUCGCCAGAUACCACCGCGAAAGCGGCCAAUGUGAAUUUCACGUCUAGUGCAGUGCUGGUGGGCAGUUAA
Letharia columbiana is the source of this 720-nucleotide messenger RNA. RefSeq lists its product as uncharacterized. The coding region runs from base 1 to 720 and encodes 239 amino acids. The record is from RefSeq and is a predicted model, not a curated record. The transcript is spliced from 2 exons. NCBI's taxonomy places the organism in Eukaryota, Fungi, Ascomycota, Lecanoromycetes, Lecanorales, Parmeliaceae.